UCUCCUGUGUUCAUGCUGCUAGCGGCGGAGAGACGUGCUCGUCUAGGGGCUCUCCAACAAGAAUGCCUGGAACUAGAGGAGCAAAUUAGCAGAAUCAAGUCCAAAAUUAAGCAGAAGAAGCACGAGAUUGCCCCGCUUGCCCCCGUUUACACACUCGCGGACGAUGUCGUCGUCAUAGUCUUGCGAUUCGCAUAUCAGCACCAUUUCCCCCAUUGCCGUCUCGACGACGGCCUCCCACACACUAACUCUCCGAUAGCCAUCAGCCACGUCUCUCGUUGGUGGCGUAGACAGGCUACCUCGCUUCCGUCAAUCUGGACCUGCAUUCACGUCACGCCGGAACAACCAGCGCAUUACGCGGAGGUCGCCAAGGCCUACCUCGUACGCUCUCGCUCCCUUCCUCUGUCAAUCUCGUUCCAAUGUCGUACGCCAGAUAUCUUGUUGAAGGGGUCCCUUAGUCAGCAACUCGACUGGUCGAUGUUCGAAGGGUCAAUUUGGCGCAGGUUCAAAAGCAGCUGGAAGUACCUCUUGACAGAGGGUCAUAGAUGGAAGAACUGCUCUAUCUACCUAUGGCAUCAGGAGUCGACCCAGGCCAUUCUCUUCUCUCUCAACGGAUGCAAGUUUCCGCAUCUGGAGUACCUGGGUAUCUCGAUCGGCGCUGAAGAUGCUCCUGACUUGGUGCCUAAUUUUGAGGCUCCGGGUCUCACCGAGCUGCGUGCAGAAUGCUGGCUUCCUGUCUUCAAAGCACCUCGUAGACUCUUCAGCGGGCUCACGGAUUUGAAGAUUCACGAUGCGAGCUGUGCCAUUGGUGCGCUGACGGACGUGCUCGCAGUGGCUGCGGGGACGUUGGAACGUUUCAGUCUCUCGCAGGUGUGCCUCGAAUUCAACUCUAAUCCCCCAGAGAUCCUUUUGCCGACUCUCCCUCGGCUCACCUAUCUUCUACUGGAGGACGUCGUUGACGAACACAACAACGAAGAAUACAGAUUCUGCCCCGCGAUCUGUCGUGUAGCCGUUGCUCUCAAAGCGCUACGUUUUACAGCGGGGAGCACUACCGACACCUUAUGUAUCAACGAUACGGUACUCCCUACCCUGCGCCAUCUCUCUCUUCCGUACCUCUGGCGCUGGGAGAGAACACAAGUGAGGGCACUUUUUCGCGCUACGCCGACCCUUCAAACGCUGCAAGCCGGCACCGUGCGGGACAUCUCGGGGUGGUUCAACCUGGCAGUGGAGAUGGAUCAGUCGUCGGGAAGCUGCAUCGCCUGGCCGAAUUUGGAGUCGUUGUUCCUGUCAAACGUGAGAUACGACCAGGCCCUAUCCGCGUUUAUCCGGCACAGAGCGCACAUAGGAAAGCCUCUUAAGAGUCUUGUUCUUGGCGACGAAUAUGCUGAACGCCUCCGUCAAGAUGACCUGGAUGCUUUCCACCAGCUACAGCUCGAUUUUUCCGCUUGCUUACGGGCGCCGCCCGAGGUUCGGGCAUCACUCGCAUCGCCGAUGGACUGGUGGGACGACAUUGCGAACAAACCGGCAUUCGCACCGUGGAAGGGCUCAUUCGAAUUUCACGACCAAUUUAGCCAUCUGCAAGGUAGACUAUCACCUUGUGGGUCUGAACACCUCUCGGAUGAUAACGCUAUAACGGUUUUUGAGGAGAAUGAGAUAGAGGACUGGUAAGUGUCUAACGGGGC
Phanerochaete carnosa HHB-10118-sp is the source of this 1679-nucleotide messenger RNA. RefSeq lists its product as uncharacterized. The transcript has a single exon. NCBI's taxonomy places the organism in Eukaryota, Fungi, Basidiomycota, Agaricomycetes, Polyporales, Phanerochaetaceae. The record is from RefSeq and is a predicted model, not a curated record. Bases 13 to 1665 code for a protein of 550 amino acids.